This is a messenger RNA of Laccaria bicolor S238N-H82, 729 nucleotides long. RefSeq lists its product as uncharacterized. Lineage: Eukaryota; Fungi; Basidiomycota; Agaricomycetes; Agaricales; Hydnangiaceae. The record is from RefSeq and is a predicted model, not a curated record. The transcript has 5 exons. The coding region runs from base 1 to 729 and encodes 242 amino acids.
AUGUAUGAGGCCGCGAACACAGGCGAACACACCCCACCUUUCAUUUUAUCACCUGCUAACUCGCUACAGACUGCGCAGGGGGGACCAAUUGGAAAAUCCCUUUCCAUACUUCGGUACUCGUCCACGCGGACAUUCCUCGGCGGAUCACAUAGAUCAUUAUUGCCUCGGCUCUGCGAUUCAAUUUCAGGUGAUCACGUUCUCUCCGCCUCCGCCUUCGGUAAUCACAGAGGAGGUCCUUGGUUGUUAGGCAACUUUCAGGCUUCAGCUAUGGAUUUGACCCCUCUCCCCUCUUCCCUCUCAACCUCUCAUGGACCCUAUGGACUAGAAAUCAUGGGCUCGGGCGACCGUAAAAUGCGACGCACGAUCCCCUACUUUUGCUGCGCUCCCACAAACGUCUGGGGACGGUUUAGAUACGCUUGGAGGAUGUGGAGGCCAGCAGCGAUUCGUAUUCUCAAAUCAAUCGGGCGACGAAGUGUGGACUCUGAAGACGGUGCUGCGGAGCACUUGAACCUCUUGCUUGACUCCGCUCUGGAUUUCGGAUGCCGCCCUCACCAUGGACCUGAUUUAUCCUUCGUGCAUCAGCGUGUGUCAUAUUGUACCGGUACGGCUAAGAUCAAGAAACAGCAGCUGAUUGUGGAAUGGUCGAGGAAAAAAUGGGAGUUCGAUUUCGACGAGAUCUCCGCAUUGAAGAAGCCAACGACGAAUAAGCAACAUGAUGGACGUGUAUGA